UGCACGCGCAUCUCCUCUCUAUAUAUCCCCCUCCCAUUCUUUCUCACUACUCACAUUCCAUUUCCACACAACUUUCCCAUUUUACCCUCUCUUCCAAAUUGAAAGUGUUUGAGAAAAUGUCUAAUUUCGAGCGACAAAAAUGUCCUAAAGAGCAAAAAUACUCCACCUUCUCCGCCACCCUCCUCGACGAGAUCUAUCGUUCCAUUGAUCGGAUCGACGAGAACUCGAACGACCCGAGAACGUACACGCAAGCCAGCCGGCUCAGUCUGAAGGGGGAUGUUGACGGCUUUUGUAAAAAAGCUCGUUUUGUAGAGAGUUGGAUGUACCAAAAGGGAAUUGAUGCUCCUAAAGUCCACACCAAGGGGUGUAAUAGGCCACUCUCAUCGUUGUUGCUUUCAAGCUACAACGACAAGAGUGACCCUUUCUUCUUUAGUUCCGGCUUGUCAGAGUCGAGUUCUAGCGGGCUUUCGUCCGAGCCGGACCUCUUCUCCACGAAAACGUCGUGUUUUAAUACUCCGAGGCUCAAGCAGGUGAAGACCACAACGACGACGAGUCAGGAAAAGUCACGUAACUCGUCGUCGCGUGGGGAUGUGGACUUGAUGAUGGGGAUCAAGUCCAAGUCCGCCGCGCUGAAGAUGUACGCGAACUUGAAGAAGACAAAAACGCCCGUCUCCCCGGGGGCGCGCCUCACCAGCUUCCUCAACUCUAUAUUCGGCGGCACCGGCGUGGCCCGCAAGGGCAGGGGGUCCCCGCUGGCGGCGACGCAGACCGCGUCUCCGCCAGCAUCGCGCUCCUCCUGCCUCAACAGGACGCCGAGGAUGAAUAGGAGCGGGUCCAAGAGGGCGGUGAGGUUCGACCCCGUGGGCGUGAUCGUCCGGGACGACUGCCGUCCCUGCGGGCACAGGCGCAUAUACAGCCGCGAGUUGCCGGCGCCGGGAAAUAAUCAAGAAAACAAGAAAUCUCAUCCGGCAGCAUUCUCCGGGGACAUUUCAAUGAAAAGCUACCAUAACCAUUACAAGGUAUGGAAGAAUGAGUCAUGGAUGAGUGCAGGAGAAGAAGAAGAAGAAGAAGAAGAAUACGAGGAUGAUCUGAGCGAUUCGAGUUCAGAUUUAUUCGAGAUCGAUCUCCGGGCACUGGUCGGAAAAAGAAGAUUCCGGGAAGAACUUCCGGUGUACGAGACGACUCAUUUUCCCGACUCUAAUAGGAUCCUUGCGUCGUCUACUGGCUUAGUAUGCUAAUAAUAAUUUCUUCUAUUUCUGUAUAUAUCAAUAAACGGCCGGAUUAGUGUUUCAAGUUUCAAAAGUUCAUAAAGAAUUUUUUAAUUUUAUGACUUGUGCACGAUUGAUCUUUCAAGUUUUUAAAGUCCAUAAGUAGUCUUUUAAAUACAGCCCUCUACAUGAGGUUCUUUUGGCGAUAAACGUUAAAAGCUAAAUGAGGUACUAAGCUAGUUCCAUAAAAUACGAAGUAGUCUACCUAGGGGAAUUUACUCGUAUUA
Molecule: messenger RNA, 1495 nt
Organism: Cuscuta campestris
Lineage: Eukaryota; Viridiplantae; Streptophyta; Magnoliopsida; Solanales; Convolvulaceae
Source: the annotation of a GenBank genome assembly